Messenger RNA from Saccharomyces kudriavzevii IFO 1802, 4764 nucleotides. RefSeq names its product putative ATP-binding cassette multidrug transporter VMR1 (gene VMR1). Gene Ontology annotation, molecular function: ATP binding; ABC-type peptide transporter activity; ATP hydrolysis activity. The record is from RefSeq and is a predicted model, not a curated record. Gene Ontology annotation, biological process: transmembrane transport. Gene Ontology annotation, cellular component: fungal-type vacuole membrane; fungal-type vacuole. The coding region runs from base 1 to 4764 and encodes 1587 amino acids. The transcript has a single exon. NCBI's taxonomy places the organism in Eukaryota, Fungi, Ascomycota, Saccharomycetes, Saccharomycetales, Saccharomycetaceae.
AUGGCGGCGGAUCCAGCAAUUAUCCGGAAUAAUGACUCGUUUUGGGAUACUGACGAUUUUACACGAUUCGGAAGGACUCAGUUGUUGAACAACUAUUUUCCAUUGGCAAUUAUAGUCUCAAUUGCCAUUUUUGAAACUUACCAUUUUUUCACGUCUCGUAACAAGAAACUUACUAAGUCUAACCUAGUGAAUGAGUAUUUAUAUGGCUUACCAGAAGAACGUGAUGGUAGUGAUGAGAGGCUCAUACGAAGCCUACAUGUCCACACUCAGUACGUUGAUGUGAAAGAACAAGGAAGAUUUUUACAAUCAAGGCAUUUUGACGUAAGGGAUGUAGAUGUCAAGGAAUUCGACAGCAAACAUCAUGGCGGCCUAACUUUUAAGGAAACCUCUACUGUUGACCGUUUGAGAAAGAUAUUCGAGGUCGUAUUAGUGUCAUUGCAAGUAGUUGUUCUAUUUCUUUUAAAAUUAACAAGUUUUGAUACUGAAUUAGCAAACAAAGACAUUUCGAUUUUACUUUUACUCUGGGUACUAUUACUUUCUCUCACCGGCAUAAGAGUUUAUAAACAUGCAAAGAAUCACUGGAUAGUCUGCUAUGCUUCCUACACAGCUAUCUGGCUUUCCACCUGGUUGCCAGUACGCUCGAUAUAUAUCGGCAAUAUCAAUGAUGUACCCUCACGAACUUUCUACGGCUUUGAAUUUACAAUAACUUCAAUUCUACAACUUAUACUGAUUACUGCAUCAAUCAAAGACACUUCUCCCAUAAUUUAUACUAGGAAUGGUUAUAUAUCCCCUUCAAAAGAACAUACAUCAUCCAUUUUGAGUUUAAUCACGUGGAGUUGGAUUAAUGAUUUCAUAUCGCAGGCUCAAAAGUGCACCAUUAAACUAAAGGAUGUUUGGGGCCUGUCAAUGGAAAAUUAUUCCAUCUUUAUUUUGAAAAGGUUCACCAAGAGGAAUGUAAUCAAAAAUGGAUUGACUUUGUCGCUAUUUGAAUUUUUCAAAUGGGACUUGUUUAUUGAAUUGUUAUGGGUUUCAGUUAAUAGUAUUGUUAACCUUUUUCCAACCAUCCUAAUAAAAGAAGUCCUAGAAAUUGUGGAUAAUCGAGGCCAUUCCCCAUCAUCUAUCAACUUGGCGUGGCUCUAUGUCGCUGCCAUUUUCUUUUGUAGGUUAACAGUAGCAAUUUGCAAUUCGCAAGGACAAUUCAUUUCGGAUAAGAUUUGUUUGAGAGUGAGAUCUAUUCUUAUUAGUGAAAUUUAUUCAAAAGCCCUACGUAGGAAGUUGUUUACAUCACCCAAAGUCAAUGACGACAAAGAUAGUGCCUCUGCAAACCUCGGUACCGUUAUUAAUUUGAUUUCUAUUGACUCAUUUAAAGUAUCUGAAAUCUCAAACUGCAUUUAUACUACAGUACAGGCCGUUAUUAUGAUACUAAUUGUAAUAGUAUUACUUUUCAAGUUUUUGGGUCUUUCCGCCCUUGCAGGUAUCUCAAUCAUCUUGGUGAUGUUUCCAUUAAAUUUCAAGUUGGCUAGUUUAUUGGGUAGAUGUCAAGAACUAGCGCUACGAUGUACCGACGAAAGAAUCUCCAGAUUAAAUGAGUGCCUGCAGAACAUAAGAAUUGUAAAAUACUUUGCUUGGGAAAAUAACAUUUCAAAUGAUAUUAAGUCAUCAAGGCAAAAGGAACUAAAGUUCUUAUUUAGAAAAUCUUUGUUAUGGGCUGUAAGUUCUUUUCUUUGGUUUGUUACACCAACAUUAGUCACAAGUGUUACUUUUGCUGUCUAUAUAUUUGUUCAACAACAAGAAUUGAAUGCUCCCCUUGCUUUUACUACCUUGUCACUUUUCACUUUAUUGAAGACUCCCUUGGAUCAAUUAUCGAAUAUGCUAAGUUUCAUGAAUCAAUCAAAAGUGUCUUUAGAGAGGAUAGUUGAGUUUCUAAACGAGGAGGAUACAGCAAAAUACAACCAAUUAACUGUAUCUCCGGAUAAAAACAAAAUUAAAUUCAAAAAGGCAACUUUAGUCUGGAAUGAAAACGACAACGACAUUAACAAAUUCAGAUUAUGCGAUUUGAAUAUCAAUUUCAGAAUUGGCAAACUAAAUUUAAUCUUAGGUUCGACGGGUUCCGGUAAGAGCGCAUUGUUAAUGGGGUUAUUGGGUGAAUUGUACCUGCUUAGUGGUUCUAUCAUUGUUCCAGGUCUAGAACCGCGACAUGAUAUGAUCCCUGACCUUAACGGCUUAACUAAUUCCUUUGCAUACUGUUCACAAAGUGCCUGGCUACUGAAUGGCACAGUAAGGAACAAUAUCAUCUUUAAUGGCGUUUAUGAUGAAAAUAGAUACAAGAACGUAAUUGAUGCAUGUGGACUAAAAAGAGACUUAGAAAUUCUACCAGCCGGUGAUUCAACAGAAAUUGGUGAAAAGGGUAUAACAUUAUCAGGAGGGCAAAAGCAGAGAAUUUCUUUGGCAAGAGCGAUUUAUUCUAAUGCCAAACAUGUGUUGUUGGACGAUUGUUUAAGCGCAGUUGAUUCACACACUGCCAUAUGGAUCUACGAAAUUUGUAUCACAGGACUAUUGAUGAAAAAUAGAACAUGUAUUUUAGUCACGCACAAUAUUUCACUAGCCAUUAGAAAAGCAUACUUUGCAGUUAUCUUAGAAAAUGGGAAAGUGAAAAGUCAAGGUACUAUUACGGAGCUGAAGAAUAAGGGAGUUUUCAAAGAAGAUUUCGGUCAAUUGUCUUAUGAUGAUAACAACACUGAGAAAAACAUUAACAGAUCAGAAUAUUUCCAAGAAAUUGCCCCACGCAUAACGGGGAGCACCACAGAGGACACUGAGGUGAAUAUAGCUACUAAUGGCCAGCUGAUAGAAGAAGAACAAAAAUCAAACGGCGCCGUAAGUCUAGAUGUCUAUAAAUGGUAUUUGGGAUAUUUUGGGGGUUGGAAAGCUCUAACUACCUUAUUCAUUCUUUAUUUUGCAACUCAACUGCUAUUCAUCAGUCAAGCUUGGUGGAUAAAAUAUUGGGUGAAUAAUACCAAAAUGUGUAUAGAACCUUCCAGUUUCAGUAUGGAGGCAUCGUUGCUUUCAAAAGGAAAAACCAUAGGAAGUUCCAACCCUCCAAAAAAUAGACACACAGCUGUUUACUACUUAAGCAUGUACUUCUUAAUUGGUAUUAUUCAGGCACUAUUGGGUGGAAUUAAAACCAUGGCAACAUUUUUGUCUGGCUUGCAAGCUUCCAAGAAGAUCUUCAAUAAUAUGCUAGAUUUGGUUCUACAUGCUAACAUAAGAUUUUUCGACGUGACCCCGGUAGGGAGAAUCAUGAACCGUUUUGCGAAGGACAUCGAAGGGGUUGAUCAGGAACUGAUUCCGUAUUUGGAGGUGACCAUAUUUUGCUUAAUUCAAUGUCUAUCAAUUAUAUUUCUCAUAACCAUAAUUACCCCUCGCUUCUUGGUAGUCGCUGUUGUCGUACUGGUCCUGUAUUACUUUGUAGGAAAAUGUUAUUUGUCAGCUGGCAGGGAAUUGAAAAGAAUUGAUUCAAUAACAAAAUCUCCUAUUUUCCAGUAUUUCUCAGAGACUUUGGCAGGCGUUUGCACAAUCCGUGCCUUUGGUGACGAGAAAAGAUUUAUUUUGGAAAACAUGGAUAAAAUAGACCAAAAUAAUAGGGCCUUCUUUUACUUGUCCGUUGCCGUUAAAUGGUUUGCUUUCAGAGUUGACAUUAUUGGUGCCUUCAUUGUUUUAGGAUCAGGUUCUUUUAUUCUGCUUAAUAUUGGAGAUAUUGACUCUAGCCUUGCUGGAAUUUCUUUGACUUAUUCUAUUUUGUUUACAGAUGGGGCUUUAUGGCUAGUUCGGUUGUAUUCAACAUUCGAAAUGAAUAUGAACUCUGUGGAGAGAUUGAAGGAAUAUUCUGGCAUUGAGCAAGAAAACUAUAAUGAGAAUCACAUUCAAGCGCUUCAAAACUCGUUAUGGCCUGAGCAUGGUAAAAUUGAAGUUGACAACUUGUCCUUACGGUAUGCAUCAAAUCUACCCCCCGUAAUAAAAAACGUUAGUUUUACAGUGGAUCCUCAAACGAAGAUCGGAAUUGUGGGGCGGACUGGCGCAGGUAAAUCUACCAUUAUUACGGCAUUAUUCAGAUUAUUAAAACCAGUAACUGGAUGUAUAAAAAUUGAUGGCUAUGACAUAAGCAAAAUUGAUCUGGUGACUUUACGCCGCGCCAUCACUAUCAUUCCUCAAGAUCCCAUUUUAUUCACCGGUACAAUCAAAAGUAACCUUGAUCCGUAUGAUGAAUAUGACGAAAGGAGAAUUUUUAAGGUGCUUUCGCAAGUAAAUUUGAUUUCUUCACGUGAACUUGAGGAGACACUCAAUAGGGAGGAAAAUUUUAGUGGUGUUCAUAAUAGAUUUUUAAACCUUCGAACAGAGAUAGUGGAGGGAGGCUUGAACCUGUCUCAAGGUGAAAAACAGUUACUUUUCAUUGCAAGGUCACUGUUGCGCGAACCCAAAAUCAUACUAUUGGAUGAAGCUACCUCCUCCAUUGAUUACGAUUCUGACCAUUUGAUCCAAGGUAUCAUAAGAAACGAGUUCAGUAGAAGCACAAUUCUGACCAUUGCACAUCGUUUGAGGUCUGUUAUCGAUUACGACAAGGUGCUUGUAAUGGAUGCCGGUGAAGUAAAAGAAUACGAUCAUCCCUAUGAACUGUUGAAAAACGAGCGGAGUAUAUUUUAUAGCAUGUGUCGAGACAGCGGAGAUCUGCAGCUCUUGAAGCAAAUAGCCAAGAGCUCACUCAAAUGA